GUGUCUGGGAGGGCUGAGUACACUGAUGACACAGCUACACCUCCAAAUACUCUUCAUGCUGCUUUUGUGCUGAGCAAAAAGGCUCAUGCACGCAUAUUGUCCAUAGAUGAUACACUUGCCAGAGCUUCACCUGGCUUUGCAGGAUUGUUCUUAGCAAAAGAUGUUCCUGGCAGCAAUAAGAUAGGACCUGUUGUCCAUGAUGAAGAGGUAUUUGCAUCAGAAAAAGUUACUUGUGUUGGCCAGGUUAUUGGAAUUGUUGUGGCUGAUACACAUGUAAAUGCAAAAGCUGCAUCGAAAAAAGUAGAGAUUGAGUAUGAAGAAUUGCCUCCAAUUCUCUCUAUUAGAGAUGCUAUUAAAAAUGAAAGUUUCUUUCCAAACAGCAAGAAAUGCCUGGUAAAAGGAGAUGUUGAAUGGUGCUUCCAAUCAGGACUAUGUGACAAAGUCUUAGAAGGGGAAGUUCAAGUAGGAGGUCAGGAACAUUUUUAUUUGGAGCCGAAUUGCAGUCUGAUUUGGCCAGUUGAUGGUGGAAGUGAAGUUCAUAUGAUUUCCUCCACUCAAGCUCCUCAAAAGCACGUGGCCACCGUUGCUCGUGUUCUUGGUCUUCCAUUUUCAAAAGUUGUUUGCAAGACGAAGCGCAUUGGUGGUGGGUUUGGAGGGAAGGAAACAAGAUCUGCAUUCAUUGCUGCUGCAGCUUGUGUACCAUCUUAUCUUCUAAACAGACCUAUUAAAAUUACGUUGGAUAGGGAUGUGGACAUGAUGAUAACUGGUCAGAGACAUAGCUUCCUUGGGAAGUAUAAGGUUGGUUUCACAAAUGCUGGGAAGAUUCUUGCAUUGGACCUUGAACUCUAUAACAAUGCUGGAAAUUCACUCGACCUGUCAGCUGCAGUACUUGAGCGUGCAAUGUUCCACUCAGACAAUGUCUACGACAUACCUCAUAUCCGAGUUAGCGGGCAAGUUUGUUAUACCAAUUAUCCAAGUAAUACAGCUUUCCGCGGAUUUGGUGGGCCACAAGGUAUGAUAAUUACAGAGAAUUGGAUUCAGCAUGUUGCCAUGGAGCUUCAAAGAAGUCCUGAAGAGAUAAGGGAAGUAAACUUUCACCCUGAAGGACAUAUACUACAUUAUGGUCAACAAGUACAGAAUUCCACAUUAAAUUUGGUGUGGGACGAAUUGAAGGCAGCCUGUGACUUUCCAAAGGUUCGUGAAGUAGUAAAUCAGUUCAACCUCCACAGUCGCUGGAGGAAACGGGGUGUUGCAAUGAUACCUACUAAAUUUGGAAUCUCCUUCACAACAAAAUUUAUGAAUCAGGCUGGUGCUCUUGUUCAUGUUUAUACUGAUGGCACUGUUUUGGUGACUCACGGAGGCGUUGAGAUGGGACAAGGACUACACACAAAAAUCGCGCAAGUUGCUGCAACAUCUUUUAAUAUCCCUCUUAGUUCUGUUUUUAUUUCAGAGACAAGUACAGAUAAGGUCCCAAAUUCAUCACCUACUGCUGCUUCUGCUAGUUCAGAUAUGUAUGGUGCAGCGGUUUUAGAUGCCUGCGAGCAAAUUAAGGCACGAAUGAAGCCUAUUGCAGACAGAAACCAGCAUUCUUCCUUUUCUCAGUUGGCAUUGUCAUGCCAUUUGGAACGUGUGGACCUCUCUGCUCACGGGUUUUACAUUACCCCGGAUAUUGGCUUUGACUGGAAAGUUGGAAAGGGGAUUCCAUUUUCCUACCAUACUUAUGGAGCAGCUUUUGCAGAAGUUGAGAUAGACACCUUGACUGGAGACUUCUAUACUAGGACAGCCAAUAUUGUUAUGGAUCUUGGUAACUCCCUUAAUCCAGCCAUCGACAUUGGACAGAUUGAGGGAGCUUUUGUACAAGGCUUAGGUUGGGCUGCCUUGGAAGAGCUGAAAUGGGGUGAUGCAGAUCACAAAUGGAUUCGAACUGGAAACCUGUUCACUAGUGGACCAGGGACUUACAAAAUUCCAUCUCUGAAUGAUAUUCCUCUUAAUUUCCAUGUGUCCCUUCUCAAGGGGGUCCCAAAUCCAAAGGCCAUCCACUCCUCAAAGGCUGUUGGUGAACCACCAUUCUUCUUAGCCUCAGUUGUCCUCUUUGCCAUCAAAGAUGCCAUUAUUGCCGCUCGGGCUGAAGAAGGUUGCCAUGAUUGGUUUCCACUCGACAAUCCCGCGACGCCGGAGAGGAUUAGGAUGGCUUGCAUAGAUGACUUCACCAGACACUUUGCAGGUUCUGACUUCCAUCCUAAAAUAAGCAUCUAAUUCUAUUUGAUUGCCUGAACACCACUAGAAUAAAGCGAUACAAUAAAACUGAAGAGCUCUUAUCGUGUUGGAAGCCUCUCACCAGUUUUUCCAGAUGUUAUUCAAUAAUGAGCUUUUUUUUUGCCGAAGUUUCUAUUGGCAAAGCAAUUCAAUGUGUAAAUAUUGUACCAUUUAUUGUUGAAUAUCCAGUAUAACUAAACUAUGGCAUAGCUUAUUUGGGACUUUGUGCGAAGUAAUGUUAUUUUGUAUGGUUAGUAGUAGACAUCCUGAAUGUAAAUAUUGUUAUUUAUUGAUUGAUUUUGAGAAGAUGAUAUUGAAAAUAAAAUUAUCAUUAA
Dendrobium catenatum is the source of this 2591-nucleotide messenger RNA. Its product is annotated as xanthine dehydrogenase. NCBI's taxonomy places the organism in Eukaryota, Viridiplantae, Streptophyta, Magnoliopsida, Asparagales, Orchidaceae. Gene Ontology annotation, molecular function: iron ion binding; oxidoreductase activity; FAD binding. The record is from RefSeq and is a predicted model, not a curated record.